Dromaius novaehollandiae (emu) is the source of this 3249-nucleotide messenger RNA. RefSeq names its product transmembrane protein 121 (gene TMEM121). Bases 1097 to 2035 code for a protein of 312 amino acids. Lineage: Eukaryota; Metazoa; Chordata; Aves; Casuariiformes; Dromaiidae. The transcript has 2 exons. The record is from RefSeq and is a predicted model, not a curated record.
CGCCCCCAGCGCGCCUCCCGCGGACGCCGAGCGCGGCGCGGGGCCGCGGGGCGGCGGGCGGCGAGCGGCGGCGGCGGCCCGCAGCCCCCGACGGCAGCGGCGGCGAUGCGGCGAGCGCGGGCGGCGGGCGGCGAGGCGGGGCGGCGGGCAGCGCGCCGGGGGCGGCGGGCGCCGCGGGGCUGAGCGGCGGGCGGGCGGCCGGGGCUCCGCCGCCGGCCCCGGGAGGGGGGCACCGGCCCCCCGCCCGCCCUGCGCACCGCUCGGCGCACGGAUUCACGGCGCGGACCGCAGCCUCCCCCGCAGGACGGCAGGAUGGAGAGGAGGCGUGCACGGCUGGCGGCAGAAGGAGCCCGCGCUGCUCAUCGCGGGUGCAGCACUGGCCAGCAGCAAUAGGUGCCACGGUGGUUCCCUGCAAGGCCGCAGGGAGACCCCCCGCACCCCGGAGGAGUUUGGGUUCUCACUGGGAAGACAGCAGCCUUUCCAGGACCAUCUUCCCUGUCUGCUCUGCUGCCUUGUACCUGCAAGGCCAGGCCAGACCUCUGCCCAAUCGCCCACCUGAUUUCCAGGGAUCUGUAUGAGAGCUUCGGGCUCGGUGCCUGGAGGUGCAUCAGCGCCGUGGGAUUGCUGUCUGGCUGGAGAGGCAGCAUCUUUCCCUCCAGUUGAUGACGAUGGGGGACCCCACGCGGAGGGGGAAGCUCCCGUAAGGAGGCCCUGCACGCUUCUGAGCCCUGGCUGCCGGCAGUGGUGGGUGCCUGGGGCUGGUCUGGUCAGCCGGCCCGAGGGUGCUGGGGGAGAGCUGUGUUGCUUAAAGGGCAGAGCGAGCUGGCCGUGCGCCGGCUGGGUCUGCUGGUGGCUGCCGGAGCGGGCACAGCUGGGGAUACCGUCUGCAGAGGCAGCUGAGGAGCCCCAGGAGAGCAGGGGCUGCCGACUGACCUGCUGUUCUUUGCAGGACCUGUCUCUCGGGGUGGGGGACGGAGCAGCCCUUGGUCCUCCAAGGGCUCGUGGCUGAUGCCUCCCGUUGCCCCGCCAGCGGGACUGCUGCCUUAGUGCAGGGCAGCGCUUGACGCGGCGUGGAGGGAGGCCCGCUCAUCUCACCAUGGUGCUGCCACCGCCUGACAAGCGCCACGUGUGUCUGACCACCAUUGUCAUCAUGACCAGCAUGGCCUUCAUGGAUGCCUAUCUGGUGGAGCAGAACCAGGGGCCCCGCAAGAUUGGCGUCUGCAUCAUUGUGCUGGUGGGGGACAUCUGCUUCCUCAUCGUGCUGCGCUAUGUGGCGGUGUGGGUGGGGGCAGAGGUGAAGACGGCCAAGCGGGGCUAUGCCAUGAUCCUUUGGUUCCUGUACAUCUUCGUGCUGGAGAUCAAGCUAUAUUUCAUCUUUCAGAAUUACAAAGCUGACAAGAAGAACCUGGAGACGGUGGCCAGGAAAGCCCUGACCCUGCUCCUCUCCAUCUGCGUGCCAGGGCUCUACUUGGUGCUGGUGGCCUUGGACAGCAUGGAGUAUAUACGGACCUUUCGGAAGAAAGAGGACCUACGGGGGCGUCUCUUCUGGGUGGCCCUCGACCUGCUGGAUAUCUUGGACAUCCAGGCCAACCUGUGGGAGCCGCACAGGACUGGCCUGCCCAUCUGGGCAGAGGGGCUCAUGUUCUUCUACUGCUACAUCCUCCUCCUGAUCCUGCCUUGCGUGUCCCUCAGUGAGAUCAGCAUGCAAGGGGAGCACAUUGCCCCGCAGAAAAUGAUGCUCUACCCCGUCCUCAGUUUGGUCACCAUUAACAUUGUCACCAUUUUCAUCCGGGCCAUCAACAUGGUCUUGUUCCAAGACAGCAGGGUCUCCACCAUCUUUAUUGGCAAGAACAUCAUUGCGAUAGCCACCAAGGCGUGCACUUUCCUUGAGUACAAGCGGCAGGUGAAGGAGUUCCCCCAGAACGCCAUCGCCCUGGAGCUCCAGCAGAACUCCCUCUCCCACAACCAGACCAUCCACAGCGCACAGGGCAUUCCCCACGAGCCGUCGCCCACCAGCGAGAUCCUCGACACAUGAUGGAUCACCCCAAACCGAGCUUUGGUUCAGAUAGCCCCGUGGUGAGCGGAGGAGGGCUGCUGCUCUGUUGCUGCAUGGGGUGAGCGUGACAGACAAAUCCUGGCAGCGAGGGCUCUUGUAGGCACAAAACACCAACCAUGUUUUAAUCGAGCUACGGAGUGUUCCCUAGACCUCUUCAUCUCAGGUAUAACCCUAGGAGUCCUCCAGACAAACCAAAUGGACUUGCAAAGGACCUGAACCAGCUAAUCCUCUCCCUCCCUUCCACCGAUUUCUCCCUUCCUGAGCAAAGACCGCUAAUGUUGCAAUGUCCCUUUUUACUCCUCGAGCACCUCACCUUUACUCCAAGUCUGGAAUGAAGAUUUUGUUACUGGAGACCUUUUUAUGGAGCGGGGACAGGGGGAUAGGUGUGUGGGUGGGGGGAGGGUGGUACGUUUGAACCAGUAAAUCCUGUGAUCGUAGAUGUCUCUUAUUUCGAAUGGUUGUGUUUACAGUUUCCUAUUUAUAGUGUCUCCUGGGAACUCCCGCUGCGCCCUGGGGCUGGUUUCCUUCUGGCCGUUUCGGGCAGAGAGCAGCCCUGCUCCCAGCAGGAGCCCUGAGGAGCAGUGCCGGGAGGGCUAGCAUGGCUCCUCUCCCUCCUGCGCCCCGGGGCCGGUGGCACGCGCUGGGGGACCCGGGGGACUCCACCGCCACCGGUGCACUACACCAACUCUGCCGGGAGCAAUAUUUGACGAGCUGAAGUUAAUCUAAUGCUGGUGUUUUAUGUAUUUCAUUCACUCCAAACAACUCAGCACAAUAUUUCUAUUUUUAGAAGGGUCUCUCUCUUUCUCUCUCCCUGGUGUUGCAAACCUUCUUGACUGUAACAGAUGGUGCAGCGUGCGCGGCAGCGCGACUGCCCUGGCACGGCUGGCCAGCCGGCGCGGACGCGGGCAGAAACAGGUACCGAGGAGAGCUUCGUAAUAAGGAUGGCGAUGAUGCAUUUCACUCCAGCAUCGAGCAUUUAUAAAGAGGGCUGCUUUCCACAGCUACUAUAUUUUUAAAAUAAAAUAUUUCAAAAAAAUAAAAAAUACCGGGAGGGAUGUGCUGCCCAGGGCGCAGGGCUGGGGCUCGGCGCUGCGUGUAGACCUGCUGUGCCCACGUGGCGCGGGGCUCAGCCGACCCUCCGGCAGCGGCAGGAGGCAAGGGCCAGCUGGACAAUAAAAGCCCAAUGAGAACAA